AUGACGGCGCUGACCACGCCUCCACGCCGUGAUCAUAAAGCCCCGGGAUACGACGUGAAGAUGGAGCUGGCCAGGGUUAACUGGGUGCUUGCAGCCGCUUGUUUUUUUCUGUGGACCAGUUGUGUUUCUGCUGCACCCAUGGAGUGCCACUUCGACUCCAGAGCGCUGUGUGUGUUUGAGGGGAGGCACUACUCGUUGGGGGAAACCUGGAUGGACAACGCCUGCAUGCAGUGCACCUGCCUGCACCCUGUCGGGGUCGGUUGCUGCGAGACGGUGCAUCGGCCGGUGGACUUUCCUGCGUGGUGUGAGGUGCGCGUGGAGCCGGUGACCUGCAAAGUGUCUCUGGUCCAGACAGCCGACCCGCGUCUCCCUUGUUCUCCAGGCGAGGACAUCCAGGACCCGAGCCACGGAUCGCUUCAGCUGCAGCCGCAACGACUGGACGGGUAGAAAACAGCUCAGACCAGAACCUGUUGGCCUGUGAAACCAGUACUCACCAUAGUUAAAUAACCAGUUUAUACACAUACUGUACUGAUAUAAAACUUAAACAGCAUUUGUACUUUUGGGAUUGUUUCAUUAAUGAAGGCUGAAAUCGUCUGUGAAAAUAUAUUUAAAUAAAACUGCAGUAUCUUCCAGCAGAAAAUGUUUUCAACCCAGCGCCACAUUAUUUACCACAUUAACAAAUCUUCAUCUUCAGUAUGAAGUUAGUUAUGAGUUUGUCCUCCUCUCACUUAAUUCAUUAUUGACUUAUUGUAAAUACAAGCAAAUAUAUACUCACAUUAAUAUAUAUAACUAUUCCUGUUAAAUUUGACCUGUUCU
Messenger RNA from Plectropomus leopardus (leopard coralgrouper), 816 nucleotides. RefSeq names its product microseminoprotein, prostate associated 1 (gene msmp1). NCBI's taxonomy places the organism in Eukaryota, Metazoa, Chordata, Actinopteri, Perciformes, Serranidae. The record is from RefSeq and is a predicted model, not a curated record. Gene Ontology annotation, cellular component: cytoplasm.